GCGACCUGCGCGUUUCCCGGGGCCGAGGCCACGCGCAGCAAAGACGAGCCGCAACCCCACGCAGUGAAUCCUAAGGCAAGCCCUCUGGACCCGGCCGCUCCGUAGGCCACUCCUGGGCCUGGGAAGAUGGAGGGGGACCAGCGGUCUGGCCCACCCGCCCAGAGCCUGCUCCCUGAUAGCCACUUGGUCCUAUGGACGCUGUGCUCCGUGCUGUUGCCGGUGUUCAUCACCUUAUGGUGUAGUCUGCAACGCUCGCGCCGGCAGCUGCACCGCAGGGACAUCUUCCGCAAGAGCAAGCAUUGCUGGCGUGACACCGACCUGUUCAGCCACCCCACCUACUGCUGCGUGUGCGCGCAGCACAUCCUGCAAGGAGCCUUCUGCGACUGCUGCGGGCUCCGCGUGGACGAGGGCUGCUUGAAGAAGGUCGACAAGCGCUUCCCAUGCAAGGAGAUCAUGCUCAAGAAUGACAGCAGAGUAGCAGAUGCCAUGCCCCACCACUGGAUCCGUGGCAACGUCCCUCUGUGCACUUACUGUGUAAUCUGCAGGCAGCAGUGUGGCAGCCAGCCUAAACUCUGCGAUUACAGGUGCAUUUGGUGCCAGAAGACAGUCCAUGACGAGUGUAUGAGAAACAGCUUAAGGAGCGAACAGUGUGACUUUGGAGAAUUCAGAAAUCUCAUCAUCCCACCAAGCUAUUUAACUUCCAUUAACCAGAUGCGUAAAGACAAAAACACAAAUUAUGAAAUGCUUGCUUCUAAGUUUGGAAAGCAGUGGACCCCAUUAAUAAUCCUGACCAACUCUCGUAGUGGAACUAACAUGGGAGAAGGACUGUUGGGAGAGUUUAAGAUCCUGUUAAAUCCAGUCCAGGUGUUUGAUGUAACUAAGACUCCCCCGAUCAAAGCUCUGCAGCUGUGCACUCUUCUUCCCUAUUACUCAGUCCGAGUCCUUGUUUGUGGAGGGGACGGGACUGUGGGCUGGGUCCUCGAUGCAAUUGAUGAAAUGAAGAUUAAGGGACAAGAAAAAUACAUUCCAGAGGUUGCAGUCUUACCUCUGGGAACAGGCAAUGAUCUGUCUAAUACCCUGGGUUGGGGUACAGGCUAUGCUGGAGAAAUCCCGGUUGCACAGGUCUUAAGAAAUGUAAUGGAAGCAGAUGGAAUCAAACUAGACAGAUGGAAAGUGCAGGUAACAAAUAAAGGAUACUACAAUUUAAGAAAACCCAAGGAGUUCACAAUGAACAACUACUUCUCUGUUGGACCCGACGCCCUCAUGGCUCUCCACUUUCACGCUCAUCGUGAGAAGGCGCCAUCUCUGUUUUCCAGCCGAAUCCUUAACAAGGCUGUUUAUUUAUUCUAUGGAACUAAAGAUUGUUUAGUGCAAGAGUGUAAAGAUUUGAAUAAAAAAAUUGAGCUAGAACUGGAUGGUGAGCGAGUUGAACUGCCUAAUUUGGAGGGUAUUAUUGUUCUGAACAUUGGAUACUGGGGCGGUGGCUGCAGACUGUGGGAAGGAAUGGGAGAUGAGACUUAUCCUCUAGCCAGACAUGAUGAUGGCUUACUGGAAGUUGUUGGAGUAUAUGGGUCUUUCCACUGUGCUCAAAUCCAGGUGAAACUGGCAAAUCCUUUCCGAAUAGGACAAGCACAUACAGUUCGGCUGACUUUGAAGUGCUCCAUGAUGCCGAUGCAGGUGGAUGGGGAGCCGUGGGCCCAAGGGCCCUGUACUGUCACCAUAACACACAAGACACAUGCACUGAUGCUCUACUUCUCUGGAGAGCAGUCGGAUGAUGACAUCUCAAGCCCUUCAGAUCACGAGGACUUAAAGGAAGCCGAGUAGAAGGAUGAGAUGAAGCAGCCUCUGUGACAUGUUGUCCAUAAGACGCACUGCUGGCCUCCAGCCGUCAUUUCAUUCUUCGUAGUAUGUGUGUGAACCACAUAAACAGCUUUUCCUCAGCUAGACUUCAGUAUCACAGACUCUCUGCCAGCAACACACUCUGAUCAUUAUCACUAAUUGAAAAAAAACCACAGAAAGGUCCACAAAGAUGAAAGGCCUUCCUGGCUGGAUGCUUUAAGACUGGCCUCACGCUGCAUUAUGCACUGCCUUGGUGGACAGGAUGUGGGUGGAAGGAUCAUUCCCUUAGUUCUUGAUAUGGUUAUAACACGUUAAACCUUAGCUUGCUUUUUGAA
Messenger RNA from Grammomys surdaster, 2174 nucleotides. RefSeq names its product diacylglycerol kinase epsilon (gene Dgke). The coding region runs from base 127 to 1824 and encodes 565 amino acids. Gene Ontology annotation, molecular function: ATP-dependent diacylglycerol kinase activity. The transcript is spliced from 11 exons. Lineage: Eukaryota; Metazoa; Chordata; Mammalia; Rodentia; Muridae. The record is from RefSeq and is a predicted model, not a curated record.